UUAAAGAUAUAAAAAUAUGACUUGUGACAAAAGAAAAUGUGUCUAUAACAUUUUGGAUGGGUAAACCAGCCAGUUCCUAGCAUUGUCCAGUAUGCAGUAUACAGUAUAGUGCAGCUACAAAAGCAUUAAACCUUUCUUUUUUGGUGUUUUCUAUACAGAAUCAAAUUCCUCCUCCUCCCUCACAGCUGAACAUGGCGCACCGAUCUCAGAGCUCGUCCAUUGGCGAUAACCCCCUUGAUCCCAACUACCUGCCUCCGCACUACCGUGAGGAGUACCGUCUGGCUAUUGAUGCGCUCAUAGAAAAUGACAUUCAGGGCUACUUUGAGUUCCUCCAGACUGCAGAUGUGGUCAGCUUCCUGUCGCAGACAGAAAUUGAACACAUCAAGUCCACAAUCCAGGUGCCCAGUCAGGCCUCCGGUCUUCCAGAGUUGACAUAUCUUGAGGGAGGUCAUGAGGUUGAUGGCUCAUCUGACACCUACUGGCCGAUGCAGUCCGACCUGGCUGCCCCCGGUCUGGACCUGGGCUGGCCGUUGCCACAGCACAGCUUCGUUGGGCCGACAGAAGUCACCACUCUGGUCAACCCCUCUGACCCAGACAUGCCGUCCAUCAAGGAGCAGGCCAGGAGACUCAUCAAGAAUGCACGUCAUGUUAUUGCUGUGGUGAUGGACAUGUUCACAGAUGUUGACAUUUUUGCUGACCUCUUGGAAGCGGCAGGACGACACGUUCCUGUUUACAUUCUACUGGACGAACAGGACGCCCAUCACUUUGUGUCGAUGGUCAUGAACUUUAAAGUCAACCUGGACUUAAUUCACACGAUGCGUGUCAGGACUGUGGCAGGAAUAACCUAUAGCUGCCGGAAUGGGAAAUCAUUCAAGGGACAGUUGAAAGAUCGUUUCCUAUUGGCUGACUGCAGGGCUGUCCUCAGUGGGAAUUAUAGUUUCAUGUGGUCCUAUGAGAAGAUCCACCGCUGCAUUGCCCACCUCUUCCUUGGUGAGCUGGUCACCACCUUCGAUGAAGAGUUCCGCAUCCUCUAUGCUCAGUCAGAGCCUCUAGUCAUUGAUCCGUCAGAUGCAACACUUGCUCUCUCUGAUACCAGUAGCACCAGUUCUUAUUUAGGUGGUCAGUUUGGUUUGAAGAGGACCCAGUCUUUGCGUAACCCCAUAGGUUACCGAAGGCAGCCUGAGAUUCCCUCUGCCUUCCCCUACGGAGAAACUGAUCGCAACCUUGCACUUCCUUUCCGGAGGAACGACCCAUAUCGUCACACAGUUGAACCUGGGGCAGGAAUUACUAUUGGGAAGUAUUCCCAGCAACAGUUUCGUCUGCAGCAGUCCUUCCUGGAGCAGGGGCGAUCCAUAGUGUCCCGGCAGAUGGACAUGAGUACUAGUGGCUUCCAGAGACACAGCUAUGCAGAGGGAACCCAGGAAAACUACACAUCGUCAAGGCAAUACAUGAAGCAGAGAGUCAUGAAUAAUCUGGAUGAGACAGAUUUUUACAGGGAGCAGACCCAAGCUAGUCAUUUCUACAGUGAUGGUCCCGGGCCAGGUUCUGGCCACGGACACUACGACAGACUUCGAGGUCGUCCUCCACACCUCCCCAUUGACCAGUAUUCAGAUUCCAGUUAUCGGUCGGAUCUGGAGCCUCCUCCUGGAAUCUACGGCCAAGACUUCUCAUCUGAAGACUUGAGUAGACCUGAAGGACACCAAGUAGCUCCAAUAGCUGGGAGAUAUGGAGGAGGUUCCUCCAAUAAAAGGCCAACAUUAGGUCAGUCUUAUGCCUGCUCACCUACCCAGCCGCACCCACCAGAGAAGAAAGAGUUGCUCAAACAAUCUGACCAACAGCAUGAACAAGAUGCAAGUGUCAGGCAAGGCCUAAGGAGUUGGAGAAUCCACUCAUAUCUUAGCACAUAUGACGACAGUGGAGAGGAAGGUCUGACUCAGCCUUUAGGGCCUGAUGCAUUUGAAGAUCCUGCACCAGCUCAACAGCCUACAGCUGCUGAAAAUUCAGGUCCUCGCUUUGGAACAAAAGACCCGCCUAAUGUUCCUGCAAAGCCCAGACCAGAUAUCUUGAGACCCCGGUUUGGAAAGCCCAAAUUACCGGAGAGCAGCAACAAAGACUCUGCCCCAAACAAGGAUCUGCUUCCCUCAGUCAGUGACUUGAAGCUGGAUAAAAAAGAGAGGGAAAUGGAAUGGGAAAAAGAAAGAGAGAGAGAUUCAGAGAGAGGUGCAACAAAGGAGGUGGGUGUAGAUGUGGAGACGACAGAGGCUCCAGAACGCUUCUUGACUAAACAUGAAUCAUUCCGUUCACGUAUAAACCCACUCCUUCAACGUAGCUCUCGUCUCCGCUCUUCACUUAUAUUCUCAUCUUCCAAGGCAGAGAUGCACAGUGGAAGCCUAGGUUUGAGAACUGCCACAGAGGAAGAUGAGGAGUUAGAUACAGGGCGCACUUCCUCAAUCGUUGCCCAGAUCUUAGAAAAGAGGAGGUCAUUGUCUCGUGAGCCUUUUGAGUGGAGGAGGAAAGCUGAGGAAAAAGAGAAAGAGAAAGAAAGGGAGGAGAAAGAGAAAGAAGAAAAAGAGAAAGAAGAAAAACAAAAGAAAAUGCGCCUUGAGGAGGAAAGGGAGAUUAGAUUGAGAGAUGAAAUUAAAAGAAAGGAGGGGCCGCAGAAAACAAACGAAGAAGUAAAGACAACAACAUUAACAACAAGUGUUGAAAAAUCUGAAGUCACAACAUCAUCUACAUCUUUGAAUAUGAAUGACCCAGCUAAUCGACUGCAGUAUUUCAAAGAAUUGGCGGCCAAGAGAAAAGCCUCUAAAAUUGAGACAGAGUCAACACUAAAAGGCCCAGAACCUGCUGAAAAAAAGCCAGACCUUUCUGAUAAACCCCCUCUCAUCAGUAUGACUGCUAAAGUCCCAACUGUCACUGUCACGUCAACAGAACCUGAACUAAAGAAGACAGACAUCUCCUCCAAACUGGCAGAGCUAACUCGCAGACCCUCAGUUGGUUCCUCUAAACCACCAAUUCUCCACUCCAAGCCAUCCAUCAGCUUCCUGAAGUCUUCAGAGACAUCUCAACCUCAAAAAGAAGAGCAUGCCACAGAGGGCCAAAAGAAAGAUAUAUUCAAGUCUCUAAAGCCUCUUCCUUCACCUAAGCUCUUCAAGAAGGAUCAGCUGAAGUUCAAAGGACUGAAUCCCCGUCGCAUCUCUUGUGAUGAGGAGAUUCUGACCACAGACGCUACAGACGCAGAGAAGAGUGAAAUGAAAAAGAGCCGCUCUUAUAGCUCCUCAACUCUCCUACAUGAUGAUUCUAGGGAAGGACAUCAAAAAGUUAUGGGAUCAAGCACAUCCAUCAACACACUGGGAGAAAGCAAGGGUGAGGGUAAGACAAUCGACUUCUUGAAGAAGCAGACUCAGAGGCUAAAGGGAUUCCUUGGGCCAAAGGAUAAAGAGAAGAAAAACUCAGGAGAUGAUAGGGGCAUGAAUGUGGUCAAAGAGAUUGCAGAAGAGCCUAGCAUAAAGCAGAGUUCAUCAGCUAAAGAUACAGGAUCUACUAAUACCGAUCAGACCACAGCCAAUCACAAGACAUUGACAGGGUCAUCCAGAUACCAGGCACCGAGCAGCUCUGUUUUGUUCAAUAGCAACCUACGAGAUGACACCAAAGUCAUUCUGGAGCAGAUCUCAGCCAACAGCCAGAAAAACCGAAUAGAGCGGGAAGAAACGGGAGCAGACAGAGAUGUUGACGCUGGGGAAAGGGGGCUGGACAGAAACAACUCCAUAAAGAAGAAUCGAUUUCUGCGACCAACAGGAAACAUCCAGGAGCGGGAGGGACUCCUGAAGAGGAUAGAGAGUCUGAGGAAGGAGAAGAAGGUCUACAGCCGCUUUGAGAUGGGGAAUAGCCUGGGUUAAUGGAAGAUGGAGGAGCGGCCUUUUAAAUGGAAACUAUUUAUGCAAGAUGAUCAAAAGACUCAUUGUCCAUUUAUGCCAGCGACACUGUCAAAGUACCUCUGUGGCUCAACACUGCAGCCUCUCCUGGAUUUUCACAACAAGUAAUAAAACUUGAAAAGACUGUAUAAAAAAAAAAAAAAGACUGUAUAACAUAUUGAAAAUAAAAGAAAAGUCACUGAGUUUGGAAUGUGCCCAUUUGCCAAGACCUGGAAACAACUUUUACCGUAUAUGGUGAGAAAGAAGAGAGUCCCCACUUGCACACUGGCUACAUGGGCUGGUGUUUCACCUACCCAAAGAAGGUAGGGCAGCUUUUCAACAAAUUAGCUUGUACGAACGUGAUUAGAGGGAAAGACGGUCCAUGGAAAAGCAGACACGGCACUCACACAAAAACCAAACAAAUUUAAAAAAUAAAGUAAUUCGCUGCACAUGUAUAGUAUAGUAGCAGUGUUGAAUAUGUCUUUUUGGUGUAAGUAAAAUUUGGACUGAAGUGGAUUCCCAGUGUGCCAAAAACUGAAAAGGGCAACUAAUAAUGCAGAGUGGAAAGCAAAUAUGUGAAUAUGAUGAUACUUAAUCCGAAAGUGAGAGCAUGUGUUUACUAAUGUGUGAAUCUAAUGCAGAAGCAGCAGCAGUUAGUAGUUUUGAUUGAAAGUUGAGCCUCUGGUGAACUUUAUCCUCUCAAGAGAGCAUUAUGUACCUUUCUAUUAAGGUGUGGACCCACUUCUCAGGGUUGAAAGUGUCAAGUAACCCUUCAGAGAGGAAGCCUCAAAGUAGUAAGGGGUAAAAAGGAAAGCACUGAUCCUUCACUUAUCCAGUGUAAAUACUCAUGAUUUAUAGCUGACCUGAAAAAGUGUAAAAAUGCACUUUUAAGAAACAUUCAAUAACAUGCCUCACUUUUUUAUUACUUGCUGGUCCUUUAAAUUAGUCAUCACCUCUUAAGGGAAAGGAGGAAUGACAAUACAGGUACAUUUGCAUACUGGAACAGGGCCAUGUCAUCUUACAUAAGACUUUCAACUUCUGAGAACUACGCCCUGUAAAGGACUUCAAACUCUUUUGUUGGUCUUCACUUUUACACCAAAGAUUUAGUUUUAUGGUACCGUUCCUGCGCUGACAGUGAGACAGGACAUCAGACCAUUUUUUUAUGCUUUUAAGUAAAUCAAAAAAAAAUUUGGAGAACACUUAAGGGGUUUAACUCUUUUCUAUGCAAGACGAUAUUGUACAUACAGUAUUUAUGUAAAAUAAGAGCUUGUUGAUAUUCUUAAUUAACUUGAUUAUGACCACUCUUCUUGUACUAUCAACGUGCCUUAUGCUAAUUUUUUAUUUUUUAUUUUAAUUAACGCAAGCAUGUGGUCUUGGCUGUAAAAAGUAACUGCCAUUAAUUAGGGGGAAAUCAGUUGUACAGGGUAAACAUGCUGUCUUUUGUUGUUGUUUUUUUUUAAAGAAAACCUCAGAGUAUUACAUUGUAUAUGUAAUACUGCAAAAAGUGUUUUAUUAAAUCUCUUUAAAACUCAA
This is a messenger RNA of Solea solea (common sole), 5447 nucleotides long. RefSeq names its product family with sequence similarity 83 member Hb (gene sack1hb). Gene Ontology annotation, cellular component: keratin filament. Gene Ontology annotation, biological process: protein localization to cytoskeleton; positive regulation of cell migration; intermediate filament cytoskeleton organization. Gene Ontology annotation, molecular function: keratin filament binding. NCBI's taxonomy places the organism in Eukaryota, Metazoa, Chordata, Actinopteri, Pleuronectiformes, Soleidae. Bases 192 to 3899 code for a protein of 1235 amino acids. The record is from RefSeq and is a predicted model, not a curated record. The transcript is spliced from 7 exons.